GUGGAGGAGCAAAUUCCACAACAAACUCGGGAGGAUUUUUUGAGAGAAAAAUCUACAGGUGAAACAACCAUGAGUGACUCUUUCGUUUUAUUAAACAAAUGCGAGGUCGAACGUUUGCUCAGUUACGAUGAACUAAUCCCCAGACUUGAGUCUGUCAUGGGAAAGUUUUCUAAAAGGGACAGUUCAGAAAUAAUCCAGCCUGUGAGAUCUGUGGUCCCUAUACAGCCAUACAAUGGGUUUUUGGGUGUGAUGCCUUCAUAUAUGGCCGCUGAUGGUAUUCUAUGCACUAAGAUGGUAACUUUCUACCAGCGUGCAGAGGGCUCCAGUUUACCUUCAACUCAAGCCACCGUCUUACUUUUUCACCCCGAGCGAGGACACAUCACAGCGAUCAUGGAUGGGGAAGCCAUCACAGCCAAACGAACCGCAGCAAUGUCAGCCAUAUCAGCUAAAAUGUUAAUGCCAGCUCUUUCUGAGGUGCUGUGCAUCCUUGGUUCAGGACAACAGGCUAGAAGCCACUAUGAUGUCUUUACAAAAGUCUUCAAAUUCAAAGAGGUCCGCAUUUGGAGUAGAAGGAGAGAAAUGGCUCAACAGUUUGUUAAUGAUCUCCAAGGCCCUGUUAGAGUUUGUUCUUCAGUGAAGGAGGCUGUGAUGGGGGCUGAUGUAAUUGUCACAGCCACAGGUGCAAGUCAACCCUUACUCUUUGGAGAGUGGGUCAAACCAGGUGCCCACAUAGCAGCGGUCGGCGCGUGUCGGCCAGACUGGAGGGAACUAGAUGACGUGUUGAUGAGAGCAGCGGUGGUCUAUGUGGACAGCAGAGAGGGGGCGACCGCAGAGUCAGGAGACAUCAUUCUGUCUGGAGCACACAUUUUCGCAGAGCUUGGAGAGGUUAUAAAUGGAUCCUUUCCUGCUCAGCGUGAGAAGACUACAGUAUUCAAGUCACUGGGAAUGGGGAUCCAAGACGCUGUCUCAGCCAAACUAGUGUUGGAGAAGUUGAAGAGCGAACACUGAAGAACCAAAGUCACAACUUCCUCUGAUCGUACAACUUUCCAUUGUAAUGGUGGAGCCUUUAACCCAGUCAAUGAUUAUGAGAGCAUAAACUGCACUUACUGUUAUACACUUUUAAAGAGAUUAAUGCGUAAUCAAGUUUUAAUCGGUAACAUAAAAUAAAUGAUGCAUUUCUGUAGGGCAACAAAGUGAGUUUAUUUUAGGUAUUUAACCUGACUUCAGGACAGAGCAAGUGCUAAAAAGCGGAGUUUAGCACAAAGAUGUGAUUUAGGCCCAAUCCCAAUUCUAUUUUUGUACCCCUACAAAGUGGGAAGGGGAAGGGCUUCAAAAUUUACCCCUAAGAAAUGGAACAGCACUUCACAUCAUCAUAUGUCAUCGCAAUCUCUUGCAGCAUAUGAGAUCAGACGAUCAUGACUGCUGUAGUUAUUCCAGUUGGGUUAUUUUUUGGUAUUUAUCUUCAGGAAAUAUAUCAUAGGCAUGUAUUAUGUUAUCAUAAUAUAAUGUGGCAAUAAGAUCGUAACUACUGUGCAUUUACACAGUGGCCAUAUUCAUCUAUGUAAACACAUGAAAACAACACUAACAUUAUAGCAGACACUGUAAAAAGCUCAUUUCAAGCCACUAGACUUUUCUGACAGAGUAUUAGAGUGUCAGAGUGUCAGAAUGUUGUGGGACUACUAUACAGGAGUUAUGAUUAGGGAUUAUAGAUAGCAAAAUUCAGUGGUUUUUGUUUUAGCAUUUUUUUUUAAAGGUAUGACUGUAAAACACGAACGCGGUUAUGAAUGUAUUAAAACGUGAUAGUUUGUUGUAGAAGUUCAUAAUAAUGACAAAAUAAAAAAAUAAAAAUACCUCCAGCUGCAGCUAUCCUGCCACUGUGGCUGGUGAAUUCUGGGAAAUCUUAUCCCUUGGUUAAGUGUGGUCCUGAAAAAUCUUCAUUCGAAGGGCUAUCUACCCCUUCCCUUUAACCCUACACCUUCAUGGAAAUGGGCAAAACAAGGUGUAGGGAUAAGGGGAAGGGCUAAAAUUGAAAUUGGGCCUUAGUCUCUGAAACUGGGGGUAAAUGGCAUCACACUGAGCUGAGAAAGUGGUCCACUUCAACACAGCUUUGUGUUUAUUACUCUUGCAAACUACUCCAAGCCAAACUUUCUGGGACUUUAGACAUAACUUGCAGACAAUAGAAGGCUUCUGUGUGUUAAUAAUUCAAGUAUAGCCUGGGUUUAACUUCUGUUCAGACUUUAAUUUGUCUG
Molecule: messenger RNA, 2249 nt
Organism: Danio aesculapii
Lineage: Eukaryota; Metazoa; Chordata; Actinopteri; Cypriniformes; Danionidae
Gene: crym
Product: crystallin, mu
Exons: 8
Coding region: 70-1008 (312 amino acids)
Biological process (GO): thyroid hormone metabolic process
Cellular component (GO): cytoplasm
Molecular function (GO): thyroid hormone binding
Source: RefSeq, a predicted model, not a curated record